This is a messenger RNA of Saccharomyces kudriavzevii IFO 1802, 2013 nucleotides long. It is a transcript of the gene CAT2, whose product is annotated as carnitine O-acetyltransferase CAT2. Gene Ontology annotation, biological process: carnitine metabolic process. NCBI's taxonomy places the organism in Eukaryota, Fungi, Ascomycota, Saccharomycetes, Saccharomycetales, Saccharomycetaceae. The coding region runs from base 1 to 2013 and encodes 670 amino acids. Gene Ontology annotation, molecular function: carnitine O-acetyltransferase activity. Gene Ontology annotation, cellular component: peroxisome; mitochondrion. The record is from RefSeq and is a predicted model, not a curated record. The transcript has a single exon.
AUGAGGAUCUGUCAUUCAGUAGCUCUGCAAAACUUCAAGCAUUUUCCCGUGACGUCAAGAAGAGCAAUGCAUUCAGCCAUUGUCAAUUAUUCUACCCAAAAGACUCAGUUUCCCAUGGAGACUAAUAACGGGGAACACUAUUGGGCAGAAAAGCCGAAUGAAUUUUAUCAAAGUAAGAGGCCAACAUUUCAGGGCAAUACUUUUGCUAAACAGCAAGAUUUACCAGCAUUGCCCGUGCCUGAGUUGGAUUCUACGCUUAAUAAGUACUUGCAAACCAUCCGUCCGUUUUGCAAUGAUGUGGAAACAUUAGAAAGACAGCGGCUGUUAUGUAAGGACUUCUCGGAACAUAUGGGGCCUGUUUUACAAAACCAGUUGAAAGAGUAUGCCCGCGAUAAAAGAAACUGGAUGUCGAAAUUUUGGGACGACCAAUCGUAUUUACAAUAUAACGAUCCUAUUGUUCCCUAUGUCUCUUAUUUUUACUCUCAUAAACCGCUACCAAGUCAUCUAUCCAAGAUUGGUAACGACCCAUUAAUCAAAGCCACCGCAAUUAUAUCGACCGUGAUUAAGUUUAUUGAAGCUAUUAAGGAUGAAUCUUUACCUGCAGAAAUUAUUAAAAACUCGCCAUUCUGCAUGAAUAGCUUCUCUUUGAUGUUCAACUCUUCGAGGUUGCCCGGUAAGCCAGAGGAUAAUCAAGACACGAGCAUUUUUUAUUCGGUUUAUGAAAAUAACUUCAUGACUAUUGCUUAUAAGGGUAAAUUUUACAAACUGAUUACUCAUGAUGAUAAUAACAAACCGCUUUCUGAAAAUGAAAUUUGGAAGCAACUGUAUUCCGUUGUUUUCCAAGGGUCACAGUACGAGUGCAAAUUAGGCGGUAUUGGUUCUCUAACCUCUUUACCCCGUGAUCAAUGGCGUGAGGUUCACAUGGAGCUUACGAAAAAUCCUACUUCUCAAGACUCAUUAGAAGCAAUCCAUAAGUCUUCGUUCAUGCUCUGCUUGGAUCUUGAUCAAUCCCCUGUGACUUUAGAGGAAAAGUCAAGGAACUGCUGGCAUGGUGAUGGUAUCAACAGAUUCUACGAUAAGUACUUGCAAUUCGUAGUCACUGGUAAUGGUUCAUCGGGUUUCUUGGCUGAGCAUUCAAAAAUGGAUGGAACGCCGACUUUAUUCUUGAAUAACUUCGUCUGUCAGCAGUUAAACAAACUAAGUGCGGAUGAGUUCGUGAGAAAAGUAUUUACACCAUCAUCCAAAGCAGCCUUAAAACCUAUGGAACUGCCCUUUAUCAUCACCCCAAAGAUCAAUAAAUUCAUUGAAUCUGCUCAAUCGCAAUUUAAGGAAACAAUGAACGAGCACGAUUUACGCGUCUGGCACUACAACAAAUUUGGCAAGACUUUUAUAAAAAGCCAUGGUAUGUCACCUGACGCGUUUAUUCAACAAGUUAUGCAAUUGGCUGUGUUCAAAUAUUUCAAGCGUCCACUACCCACUUACGAGGCUGCAUCUACAAGAAAGUAUUUUAAAGGUCGUACCGAAACCGGCAGGUCUGUAUCCACCGCCUCUUUAGAGUUUGUUUCUAAAUGGCAGAACGGGGAGAUUUCCAUUGCUGAAAAGAUUCAAGCUCUGAAACAUUCCGCUAAGGAACAUUCUAAUUAUCUGAAAAAUGCCGCCAAUGGUCAUGGUGUUGACCGUCAUUUUUUUGGUCUUAAAAAUAUGAUGAAACCUGACAGUGAUCAAGUUCCGCCACUUUUCAAAGAUCCUCUAUUCAAUUACUCUUCUACUUGGUUGAUAUCCACAUCUCAGCUAUCUUCUGAGUAUUUUGAUGGUUAUGGUUGGUCUCAAGUCAAUGAUAAUGGGUUUGGGCUGGCAUAUAUGUUAAAUAACAACUGGUUGCACAUUAACAUCGUGAACAAACCGGCCAAGAGCGGACUCAGUGUCAACAGAUUACACUAUUAUUUGUCUCAAGCUGCCGAUGAAAUUUAUGAGGCUUUGGAGAAUGAGAAAAAACUAAAAGCAAAGUUAUGA